GUGUGUGCGUGUGACGAUAGAUCAAAGAGGAAGAAGAAAUCGGAUUCUUAUCAUUUUUUUCUGGCUGUGAUUGAUUUUUUUCUCUCCUCCUACAACAAAAAUCUCCACGAUGCGUGAAGGAAUUGUGAGUGAAAAAUCGUCCUUUAGUGUUUGGAAAGUCCUGGGAUGGAUGUGCCUACCCUUGCCGUACUUCAUUUACCAAAUAAUCCUCCGGAUGAGGGAGCAUAAGCAGCGAGAGACGCUCAAUGGGAAGGUUGUCCUUAUCACGGGAGCAAGUUCCGGACUUGGUGAGAGCCUCGCACAUGCCUUCUACACAGCUGGAUGUAGAGUUGUACUCGCUUCAAGGCGCAAAGAUGAGUUGGAGCGCGUACGGAGUGAUUUGCUUGAGUGCUAUUCAACUAAUCCAACGCAUCCACCGGUAGUGAUGCCCCUGGAUCUCACGGAUGUCAAUGGACUGCAGGAGAAAGUGGCGGAAAUUCUCAAGAUCUACGGUCAUAUUGACGUUCUUGUGAACAAUGGUGGGAUCAGUGUACGUUCUGAUGCUCUCUCCUUGGACAUCAGUGUGGACAUUAAAGUGAUGCUGGUGAAUUAUUUUGGAUCUGUGGCUCUCACAAAGGCCAUUCUGCCGCACAUGAUACAACGCCGGGAGGGACGAAUUGUCUUUGUGUCCAGUGUUCAAGGAAAAUUCGCAAUCCCACAGAGAUCUGCCUAUGCCGCCAGCAAACACGCUCUUCAGGCUUUUGCAGAUUCCCUUCGGGCUGAAGUGGCAGAGCACAAUAUUGGUGUGACUGUGGUCAGUCCGGGGUACAUCAACACAGCCAUGUCGAUCAAUGCACUCACCGGAAGUGGAGCAAGCUAUGGAAAAAUGGAUGCUGCCACAUCCGCAGGAGCUAAUCCAGACGAUAUGGCCAUGGAAAUCCUUCGGUGCGUUCUCAGGGAUGCCAAAGAUGUCGUUCUGGCACCCAUAACACCGCGUAUUGCGUACUUUUUGCGAUAUCUCUGCCCACCCCUGUAUUUCUGGAUCAUGGCCAGGAGGGCCCUAAAACUUGCAGCUGAAUCGAACUCCAAAAGUCAGGAAGUUCAGUGAUUUUAUUCAAUUCUCUUAACUCUCUUUAUAUAAUAUUUCUGCUAUAUAAUGUUAUAUAUUUUACUCUCAAAGUAAAGGUUGUGUAUGGGUUCUCA
This is a messenger RNA of Lutzomyia longipalpis, 1182 nucleotides long. Its product is annotated as dehydrogenase/reductase SDR family protein 7-like. Gene Ontology annotation, cellular component: membrane. The transcript has 2 exons. NCBI's taxonomy places the organism in Eukaryota, Metazoa, Arthropoda, Insecta, Diptera, Psychodidae. Gene Ontology annotation, molecular function: oxidoreductase activity. The record is from RefSeq and is a predicted model, not a curated record. The coding region runs from base 110 to 1087 and encodes 325 amino acids.